Acaulospora morrowiae is the source of this 145-nucleotide messenger RNA. NCBI's taxonomy places the organism in Eukaryota, Fungi, Glomeromycota, Glomeromycetes, Diversisporales, Acaulosporaceae. The record is from the annotation of a GenBank genome assembly.
AUGUAUAACCCCAACCAAAUUAGUUUUCUUACAUUUGUAUCCAAUAACAGCACAGAAAUAGAAAUUGAUGAGCAGAAUAUAUUAGUUAUUGUUCUAUUACUGCCUCCUGGGCAGAUAAAGUCAACAAUAACAAAAUCACCACCAG